Molecule: messenger RNA, 2495 nt
Organism: Tauraco erythrolophus (red-crested turaco)
Lineage: Eukaryota; Metazoa; Chordata; Aves; Musophagiformes; Musophagidae
Source: RefSeq, a predicted model, not a curated record
CUAAAUUUGUUGAUGAAAAAGCUAGCACUACUCAGCAGCCAUUUGAAGUAUUCUCCUGCUGGUAUUUUUCAGCCACAUCAGUUCUGCAGAGCGUGGGCAGGAGCCAACAGCUGACAGUUGUCAGCAGAUGUGGUUAUAUUGAGGAAGCCUGUAUUAUUCCAUGUCCCUCAGACUGCAAGCUCAGUGAGUGGUCCAACUGGUCUCGCUGUAGCAAAUCUUGUGGGAGUGGGGUAAAGGUUCGGUCUAAAUGGCUCCGUGAAAAACCCUACAAUGGUGGAAGACCCUGUCCAAAGCUAGAUCACGUCAAUCAGGCUCAGGUAUAUGAGGUAGUCCCCUGCCACAGUGACUGCAGCCAAUACGUAUGGGUUACUGAGCCCUGGAGCGUCUGCAAGGUGACCAAUGUGGACUUAAAAGAGAACUGUGGAGAAGGUGUUCAAACAAGGAAAGUCAGGUGUAUGUUAAAUACAGUGGAUGGUCCUUCUGACACUGUAGAGGACUAUCUGUGUGAUCCUGAAGAGAUGCCACUUGGUGCUAGAAAAUGCACGUUACCAUGUCCUGAGGACUGUGUUAUGUCUGAGUGGGGAUCAUGGUCUCGAUGUUCUUUGCCAUGCAAUGGAAGUAGUGUUCGUGAAAGGUCAGCUGAACUCCUGAGACAACCAGAUGACGGAAAGUCUUGUCCUGCUGCUACCGAGACAGAGGUCUGCACUUUGAACAAAAACUGCUACCACUAUGACUACAAUGUGACAGACUGGAGCACAUGUCAGCUCAGCGAGAAGGCCGUCUGUGGUAGUGGCAUCAAAACACGGAUGCUCGAUUGUGUUCGCAGUGAUGGCAAAUCAGUUGACCUCAAGUACUGUGAAGAGCUUGGUUUGGAGAAGACAUGGCAAAUGAAUAUGUCCUGUGUGGUGGAAUGUCCUGUGAACUGUCAGCUCUCUGACUGGUCCCCUUGGUCUGAGUGCUCUCAAACAUGUGGCCUUACAGGAAAAAUGAUCAGAAGAAGGACCAUAAAUCAGCCGUUUCAGGGUGAUGGGAGGCCUUGUCCUUCUCAGAUGGAGCAAUUCAAACCCUGUCCAGUAAAACCUUGUUAUCGGUGGCAAUACGGUCAAUGGUCUGCAUGCAAAGUAGAGGACGCUCAAUGUGGAGAGGGAACACGAGUGAGGAACAUUUCUUGUGUGGUUUUUGAUGGAUCUGUUGAAGAUGUUGGCAAAGUAGUAGAUGAGGAAUUCUGUGGAGAAAUAGAGCCUAUUAUAGAUGGUAAUAAGAAGAUGAUACUUGAGGAAACCUGCACUGUCCCUUGUCCAGGGGACUGUUACUUGAGAGAGUGGUCAGAAUGGAGCCUUUGUCAGCUAACCUGUGUUAAUGGUGAGGAUCUCGGCUUUGGAGGGAUACAAGUUCGAUCUCGGGCAGUGAUCAUUCAGGAAUUAGAGAAUCAACAUCUCUGUCCAGAACAGGCUUUGGAAACAAGACCAUGCAGUGAUGGCCAGUGCUAUGAAUACAAGUGGAUGGCUAGCCCAUGGAAGGGAUCUUCUCGAACCGUGUGGUGCCAAAGGUCAGAUGGUUUAAACGUCACAGGGGGCUGUUUAGUGAUGCGCCAACCAGAUGCUGACAGGUCAUGUAACCCACCGUGCAGUCAACCCCACGCUUACUGCAGUGAGACUAGAACAUGCAGUUGUGAAGACGGAUACACUGAAGUUAUGUCCUCCGAUGGCACACUCGAACAGUGCACUCUCAUCCCAGUGGUGGUGAUCCCCACCAUGGAGGACAAAAAGGGAGAUGUGAAAACCAGUCGAGCUGUGAACCCUACCCAGCCCUCCAGUAACCAGUCAGGACGAGGAAGGACCUGGUUUCUGCAGCCAUUUGGGCCAGAUGGGAGGCUGAAGACCUGGGUUUAUGGUGUAGCUGCUGGUGCAUUUGUUUUACUCAUCUUUAUUGUUUCUAUGAUCUAUCUAGCCUGCAAAAAGCCAAAGAAGCCCCAGAGAAGGCAGAACAACCGACUGAAACCUUUGACCUUGGCUUAUGAUGGAGAUGCAGAUAUGUAAAAUAUAACUUCUCCUGGUGACCUAUGGAGUCUAAAUUAAUGGAUUGAAAUCAGAAGGUAUCCAAAGCCACAGGGAUUUUCUAUGGAGUGGAUUAAGUGUUUUGACUUUUUCUUUUUGGUAACUGCACCGUAGAUAAAGAAGGAUGGAUUUCAUAAUGCCUACGGAUAUUCAAGGUAUUAUUGCUUUACUUUAGAUCAUCAGCACUGAGAAAUCUGGCAGAAUCACAUCAAUAGACACUGCAGUUGGAGAUUUGUGGUCUUUGCUCAGUCUUACAAACUAUUAGCACCACUUCUAUCUCCAGAAUACUGUAGCUGACAUAGUACUAACAGUUGGAAGCCCCUGCAACAUUAACCAAGUAUAAUCAGUACGCAUGAAGAGUUUGCACCAAGCUGUCUACGACUCUUUAUAUUCAAGCAUAACGUAUAUACUCAGCUGAACCAUAUGUAUUCCUCUAUC